ACGUUUUACGCCAAAAUGCUCGACCACGAAUACACGAGCAAGGAGAUCUUCCAGAACAACUUCUUCCACGACUGGAGGAAGGAGAUGACCUCGGAGGAGCAGGAGAUAAUCCAGGACCUGGCCAAGUGUGACUUCAGUGAGAUCCACAAGUACUUCGUGGACAAAAGCGAGGCCCGGAAGGCGCUCCCCAAGGAGGAGAAGCAGCUGAAGGAGGAGGCAGACAAGAUCCAGGAGGAAUACGGGUACUGCAUCCUGGACGGGCACCGCGAGAAGAUCGGCAACUUCAAAACGGAGCCGCCGGGGCUGUUCCGGGGCCGUGGCGACCACCCCAAGAUGGGGAUGCUGAAGAAGAGGAUCAUGCCAGAAGAUGUUGUCAUCAACUGCAGCAAGGAUUCCAAGAUUCCCGAGCCCCCCGAAGGUCACAAGUGGAAGGAGGUUCGCUUUGACAACACGGUCACCUGGUUGGCCUCGUGGACCGAGAACAUCCAGAACACCCUCAAGUACAUCAUGCUGAACCCCAGCUCCAAGCUGAAGGGGGAGAAGGACUGGCAGAAGUACGAGGUCGCUCGGCGCUUGAAGGACGUGGUCCAUGAAAUCCGGGCCCGGUACCGAGCGGAUUGGAAAUCCAAGGAGAUGAGGAACAGGCAAAGAGCAGUGGCCCUCUACUUCAUUGAUAAGCUGGCCCUGCGAGCCGGGAACGAGAAGGAGGAAGGGGAGACGGCGGACACGGUCGGCUGCUGCUCCCUGCGCGUGGAGCACGUGCGGCUGCACCCCCGGCUGGACGGGCAGGAGCACGUGGUGGAGCUGGACUUCCUCGGGAAGGAUUCCAUCCGCUACUACAACAGGGUGGCGGUGGAGAAGCAGGUCUUCAAGAACCUGCAGCUGUUCAUGAAGAACAAGGACCCCUCUGAUGACCUCUUUGACAGCCUCAAUACAAGCUUCCUGAACAAACAUCUCCAGCACCUCAUGGAUGGUUUGACGGCCAAGGUGUUCCGGACCUACAACGCCUCCAUCACCCUGCAGGAGCAGCUCAAGGCACUCACCAACCCUGAAGACAACGUUGCUGGGAAGCUCCUCUCCUACAACCGAGCCAACCGCGCCGUGGCCGUGCUGUGCAACCAUCAGAGGUCCGUGCCCAAAACCUUUGCCAAAUCCAUGGAAAUCCUGCAGACCAAGAUCGAUGCCAAGAAGAAGCAGGUGGAGGAAGCCCAGCAAGAGCUGCAAAAAGCUGAAGAGGAGUUGGAAGACACAAAAGAUGCCAAAGCAGAGGCGAACGUGGAGAAGAAGAAGAAGCUGCUGAAGAGGCUGGAGGAGCAGCUGGCCAGGCUGAAUGUCCAGGCCACAGACAAGGAGGAGAACAAGCAGAUAGCUCUGGGUACUUCCAAGCUCAAUUACCUGGAUCCCAGGAUUAGCAUUGCUUGGUGCAAGAAGUUCGGGGUGCCCAUCGAGAAGAUCUACAACAAGACCCAGAGGGAGAAGUUUGCCUGGGCCAUCGCCAUGGCCGACGAGGACUUUGAGUUCUGAGCUCACUUCCACCUCCAACCCUUCAAUCCUGCCCAUCUGGUGCUGUUGGAAAGCUUUGUUCAUUUUUUUCCCUGGUCCUGCAGGGGCUGAGGGGUUGUCCAGGAGAAGAAUUUGAUGCCUUCUUGUGGACAAAAUGUUUUGCUGAUCGUGCCACUCCACCCUGAGUGACUUGGAGGGAAUUCCUGAUUCCUCCUCGGAGCUGCCAAGUGCUUGGGAUUUUAUUUUCCUCUUUUUUUUUUU
Myiozetetes cayanensis is the source of this 1764-nucleotide messenger RNA. RefSeq names its product DNA topoisomerase I mitochondrial (gene TOP1MT). Gene Ontology annotation, cellular component: chromosome; mitochondrial nucleoid. The transcript is spliced from 12 exons. Gene Ontology annotation, biological process: DNA topological change; DNA replication. Lineage: Eukaryota; Metazoa; Chordata; Aves; Passeriformes; Tyrannidae. Gene Ontology annotation, molecular function: DNA binding; DNA topoisomerase type I (single strand cut, ATP-independent) activity. The record is from RefSeq and is a predicted model, not a curated record. Bases 16 to 1524 code for a protein of 502 amino acids.